Molecule: messenger RNA, 1427 nt
Organism: Oreochromis aureus
Lineage: Eukaryota; Metazoa; Chordata; Actinopteri; Cichliformes; Cichlidae
Gene: nr0b1
Product: nuclear receptor subfamily 0, group B, member 1
Exons: 2
Coding region: 190-1080 (296 amino acids)
Biological process (GO): negative regulation of transcription by RNA polymerase II
Cellular component (GO): cytoplasm; nucleus
Molecular function (GO): transcription factor binding; transcription corepressor activity
Source: RefSeq, a predicted model, not a curated record
UGCGUGUUUGUGUGUGUGUGUUCAGGGGGUCUGAACAAUCUCUCAAAGUGCGGGGACAGACGGGAGCUAAUAUAAACGCUCUGCCCUUCACUCGGGGCUAUCAGGGGCUAAGAAAACAGGGCUACCUCUGUCACUGACCUCAGGCGCUUCAAAGAAGCAGCGGGACGCGCUGAGCUCCUGCCGGCGGUCAUGGCCACGCUGGAGGGCUGCCGCUGUCGGGGUGCCAGCGGCCGAAACAACAACAGCAGCAGCAGCAGCAGCAUUCUCUACAGCAUUCUGAAGAGUGAUGACCGCCUGGUGACCGCCGAGGAGCAACAGCAGCAUCCCCAACAGCACACGCUGCAGCACUUGUUCCAGAAGCCCCCCUCCUCUUCCGCUUCUGCCUCUUUGCAGGAGGUCCGACAGCAGGCUUGCUCUUGCGGCUCGACUCGGCGCCGGGGCGUCCUCCGCUCCCCGCAGGUGACCUGCAAAGCGGCGUCCGCGGUCCUGGUGAAGACGCUGCGCUUCGUGAAAAACGUCCCCUGUUUUCGCGAGCUGCCCGAGGACGACCAGCUCGUGCUGAUCCGGAGCGGCUGGGCGCCUCUGCUCGUGCUGGGACUCGCACAAGACCGGGUGGACUUUGAGACCACGGAGACCGUGGAGCCGAGCAUGCUGCAGCGCAUCCUCACGGGCUGUCCGGACAGGCAGAGCGAGGCUGUGGGCGGCCAGAACAGGGGGGCACCCGGCGUCUCUGUUGUGGACAUCGAAGCGAUCAAAGCCUUCCUAAAGAAGUGCUGGAGUGUAGAUAUAAGCACGAAGGAAUAUGCGUACCUGAAGGGAGCCGUGCUCUUCAACCCAGAUCUGGAGGGUUUGCGCUGUCUGCACUACAUCCAGUCGCUGCGUCGAGAGGCGCACCAGGCUCUAAACGAGCACGUCAGGCUGAUCCAUCGCGAGGACACGACGCGGUUCGCCAAGCUGCUCAUAGCUCUGUCCAUGCUGAGGGCCAUCAGCCCGCCAGUGGUCGCUCAGCUCUUCUUCAGACCCGUCAUAGGGACUGUCAACAUCGAAGAGGUCCUCAUGGAGAUGUUCUACGGGAAGUAGGUCACGGGUCCAUAGUGGACUGAGAUGAAUUCAGCAGGUUCAGCUGUCAGAUGGACUGAAAUGCUCCAAGAUUGUAUUGGUUGGCAGGUGAGGACGAUGUGUGGGACUCAAUUAAUUAAAGAGAAAUGUAUUUGGGAAAUCUUCAGACUGUGAAAUGACCAACAAAAGCAAGUGUGAGUGUGCAUGUGAGAAUGAGCGGCACAGAGAAAGAAAGAGUGUGCUGAGGGAAGAAUAUGUCAUAAUAGAGGAAAAAUAUAAAGCAGCUCAUGUAAUUCAUAACUUAUUUGUUUUUAUAUAAAAUAUUUUUCUAUAAUAAUAAUGAUAAUAAAAAACACUAAAAAAACAAA